AUGGCCGAAUUUGCACAGAUGUUGGAUCUACCAUCCUGGUCGAAAUUGCAGAAGCAUCACGAAGAGCUGGGCGUCAACAUUGUCCUAAAAGAGUUUUUCCAAAAAGAUCCGGAACGGUUUCGCAAGCUCUCGCGUACUUUCAAAAAUACUGUUGACGGCUCAGAGAUCCUUUUCGACUUCUCAAAGAAUUUUAUCACAGAAGAAACGAUACAAAUACUCGUUCAAGUUGCUAAAGAUGCCGGGUUAGAAAAACUCCGUGAUGAUAUGUUUGCAGGCGAAAAGAUCAACUUCACGGAAAAGAGGGCGGUCUAUCACGUCGCACUCCGGAAUGUCUCCAACCAGCCAAUGCAGGUGGACGGUAAGAGCGUGGUUGAGGAAGUCAACAGUGUGUUGGACCACAUGAAGGACUUCUCGGAUCAAGUCAGGGAUGGACAAUGGAAAGGCUACACCGGCAAGAAGAUUAAGACCAUUAUCAAUAUUGGCAUCGGAGGCUCAGAUCUAGGUCCCGUCAUGGUCACAGAAGCGCUGAAACCCUACGGCGAUCGCGAUAUGAAGCUGCACUUCGUGUCCAACAUUGAUGGUACCCAUAUGGCAGAAGCACUGAAGGACUCAGACCCGGAAGACACACUCUUCCUGGUCGCUUCAAAAACAUUCACCACGGCCGAGACAGUAACAAAUGCAAAUUCCGCUAAGCAUUGGUUCAUGGAGAAGGCCAAGGAUGAGAAGGCUAUCGCAAAACAUUUCGUCGCUCUCUCGACGAAUGUUGAAGAGGUGACAAAGUUUGGAAUCGACAAGGAAAACAUGUUUGGAUUUGAGAGCUGGGUUGGCGGUCGAUACAGUGUGUGGAGUGCCAUCGGCUUAAGUGUCGCCAUUUAUAUUGGGUUCAAGAAUUUCCAUGACUUUCUUGCCGGAGCCCAUGCAAUGGACAUGCAUUUCAAGAAUACUCCUUUGGAGCAAAAUAUUCCUGUCAUUGGUGGCUUGCUGAGCGUGUGGUACUCUGACUGCUUUGGCGCACAGACACACCUAGUCUCGCCAUUUGAUCAGUACAUGCACCGCUUCCCUGCCUAUCUUCAGCAAUUGUCAAUGGAAUCAAAUGGCAAAGCGAUCACAAGGUCUGGUGAUUACGUCAAAUAUACCACAGGGGCAAUUCUGUUCGGUGAGCCGGCGACCAACGCUCAACACUCAUUUUACCAGCUCCUGCAUCAAGGUACCAAGCUGAUUCCUACCGACUUCAUCCUGGCCGCUGAAAGCCACAACCCAAUCGAAAACAACGUCCAUCAGAAAAUGCUUGCAUCCAAUUUCUUUGCCCAGGCAGAAGCCUUGAUGGUCGGAAAAGACGAGAACCAAGUCAAAGCAGAAGGGGCACCCGACGACCUCGUGCCUCACAAGAAAUUCCUUGGCAAUCGCCCGACAACGUCGAUCCUUGCACAAAAGAUCACGCCAAGCACGCUGGGAGCUUUGAUUGCUUACUACGAGCAUUUCACGUUCACGGAAGGCGCGAUCUGGAACAUCAAUAGCUUCGACCAAUGGGGUGUGGAGCUAGGGAAGAGUUUGGCAAAGAAGAUUCAAGCUGAGCUUGACCAGAGCGGAGAGAACACCACUCACGACAGUAGUACGAGUGGGCUGAUCAACGAGUUCAAGAAGAAGGCAGGGAUUGCAUAG
Bacidia gigantensis is the source of this 1662-nucleotide messenger RNA. RefSeq lists its product as uncharacterized. Gene Ontology annotation, biological process: glycolytic process; glucose 6-phosphate metabolic process; gluconeogenesis. Bases 1 to 1662 code for a protein of 553 amino acids. The record is from RefSeq and is a predicted model, not a curated record. Gene Ontology annotation, cellular component: cytosol. Gene Ontology annotation, molecular function: monosaccharide binding; glucose-6-phosphate isomerase activity; carbohydrate derivative binding. The transcript has 2 exons. Lineage: Eukaryota; Fungi; Ascomycota; Lecanoromycetes; Lecanorales; Ramalinaceae.